This is a messenger RNA of Epinephelus moara (kelp grouper), 1417 nucleotides long. Its product is annotated as uracil nucleotide/cysteinyl leukotriene receptor-like. The record is from RefSeq and is a predicted model, not a curated record. The transcript has a single exon. Lineage: Eukaryota; Metazoa; Chordata; Actinopteri; Perciformes; Serranidae. Gene Ontology annotation, biological process: G protein-coupled receptor signaling pathway. Gene Ontology annotation, cellular component: plasma membrane. The coding region runs from base 246 to 1319 and encodes 357 amino acids. Gene Ontology annotation, molecular function: G protein-coupled receptor activity.
UCAGGUUCAUCAGGUAGGCUGGACAGAUUUAUUGUAGUUUUAAGUAUUUUAUCUAGCAGGUUAAACUAGAUUUUCAAGAGAGAGAUUGUGCCUGUUAUGAGCUAAGAGUGUUUUGUGAGGGCAGAUAUCCUGUCCACAUCUUUAAAGUAGUGUACUGAAGCGUGAGUAUUGAUUAGAUGAAGCUUUAGAUGAAGACAGAGAGGAUAGAAGCUAUUUUGUGAGCUCCAAGCUGAACCUCUGUGGUCAUGACCAUCCAGCUUCCAGAGGCAGCCUUCUGUGACCUGAACACAGGAGCUCUACCGGUGGUCCAGCUCUACGUGAUGCCGUCCUUCUUCCUGGCAGUGCUGAUCCUCGGGCUUCCCCUCAACCUGCUCUCCCUCUGGGUUUUCUUCCACCGCCUGCGGCGCUGGACCCGCAGCACGGUGUUCCUCUUCAACCUGACCCUGGCUGACACCUCGUGGCUGCUGGCCCUGCCUUACCUCAUCAACUACCACCUGGACGAUCUGUACUGGAAGCUGGGGCUGCCGCUCUGCAUGGGCGUGAGGAUGUUCUACCACAACUACUUCUACCUCAGCAUCUUCUUCGUCACCUGCAUCAGUGUGGACAGAUACCUGGCCAUCGUGCACCCGCUGCGCUCUCUGGUGCUGCUGGGCCGGAGGCAGACCUGCCUGCUGUGUGUGGUGGUCUGGGUGGGCACCCUGCUCCUCAGCAUACCUGUUGCCGGUAUGACUGUAAUCCAGACCUGCCCCAAGAGCAACCGCACCGUCUGUACCCUGUAUAUACUGCUGAGUGAGACCGGUGAGAGCCUCCCUUUUUCCCUCGUCUGCUCCGCCAUCGGCUUCCUCUUCCCGCUGUUCUCUAUCUGCUACUGCGGCCUGCGCAGCGUCAGAGAGCUGCGCCUCCGGCCGCGCCUCGCCGACCCGCACAACCAGCAGCGGCGGCUCCGGCGGGUGCUGUGCGCAGCCCUAGUUUUCUUCGCCUUGUUCUACCUGCCCUACCACCUGAGCCGCAACGCUGCCAUCGUGAUGCGGGUGGUGUACCCUGACAGCCCCGCCUCCUGGCGGCACGCAGACCUGGCCUUCUCCCUGGAGAUGUGCCUGUGCAGCCUCAUCACCUGCAUCAACCCAAUGUUCAGCUGCUUCAUGGGCCGCCAGUUCAGGAGGGAGUUUCACGGCACUUUUGCUGCCAUGUUUUCCCUGUGUCCUGGCACUCGGCUGGCCUCAGUGAUAUCUAAGAGGACCCGGAUGACGGUGAAGAGGCGGCAGGGCCUGUCUACUGUCACACCUGUGUGCGCACUGCCUGUACCUGGACCCCAAUGAGCUGUAGAGAUGUACAUCAAUACUGCUGUGUCUAAUAUUCAUAAAACUGUAUAGAAACGAUUUUAAUGUCAUUUGUUUAAUUUUAUUUGAUUGGUGGA